This is a messenger RNA of Penicillium cinerascens, 519 nucleotides long. RefSeq lists its product as uncharacterized. The coding region runs from base 1 to 519 and encodes 172 amino acids. NCBI's taxonomy places the organism in Eukaryota, Fungi, Ascomycota, Eurotiomycetes, Eurotiales, Aspergillaceae. The record is from RefSeq and is a predicted model, not a curated record. The transcript has a single exon.
AUGCCAUCCUCAACCCCCGCUGGCGCUUCCUCUACCCCCGAUGCCCUCGAGUCUGACCUUCUCACGAAACUCGCUGCUACAUCCGCACUAGAAGAGCUGCAAGAGACACUUCUGGGCUCAUUACACCGCGCAGGGUGGACGGAAAAGGUUACCAGCCUCGCCACCGAACUCCUCCGCGCCGGCCGCUGCGAGACAUUCGACGAUGUGAUGGAAGCGGUAGUGGCCUCAGCGGAGGGAAGAUCUCAUCCUGCGCUGGGCUCAAAACACUCCGGAGAACAGAACGGAGAAGCGACUUCGAACGGCACAAAAGAAGGAAAGGCCAAUGGAACCAAAAGGGGCGGCAAAGCAGGAUCCAAUAAUACAGACAACACCCCAUACGACCCUUUGAAAUAUAUUGAAGAGGUCGACGUGCGCAUCCCAGACACGGUGGUGGACGAGGGAGUGCGCGGUCUCAAGGACAUAUUGAGGGAAAUGGUCGAUAUGGAAGACGAGGGUGUUUCGAAUGGAGAAAAGAAGUAA